This is a messenger RNA of Saccostrea cuccullata (small rock oyster), 2810 nucleotides long. RefSeq lists its product as uncharacterized. The record is from RefSeq and is a predicted model, not a curated record. The transcript has 4 exons. Lineage: Eukaryota; Metazoa; Mollusca; Bivalvia; Ostreida; Ostreidae. The coding region runs from base 61 to 861 and encodes 266 amino acids.
UCAUUAACAAGAACAACACUAAAUUUUUCGUGAGACUAUUGAUCAAAAAACAAACAAAGAAUGAAAAAAUUCUUCUCUAUAAUUCUUGUAAUAAUUUCAUCCUUACAAAAAUGGAAUGUCAGCGCUUUUUGUGAUGGGCUUUUCCGACCAUGCUGUGCAGAUGAAAUGUUGAUUGCAAAUAACACAUGUGUUCCGUGUCGUCCCGGAUUUCAUGGUGCAAACUGCACAAGGAUGUGUGAUUACCCAUACUACGGCACAAAAUGUCUAGAUGGUGAAUGUGCCUGUCCGCGAGAGUUUUGUGACAAAGCGACGGGAUGUGUGCAAACAACUCUCAAUCAUAUAACCUCCGUUAAACAAACGUCAAACGUUGAAAGGGAGGAAGAUCUGAAUCAUCCCCCAACAACAAAGAGAGAAUAUUCCACUAAAAGCUCAGACCAUACACUAAAGAAUGCAUCUUCUACUGAAGACUCGGACCAGCAAAACGAAAAUAUUGAUGCGUCAGGUCCAAAUGAAAUUUUGAAAAAUCCAAUUCUAUGGGGCAUAUUGGGGGCAAACUUCAUGUUCCUUAUUCUCAUACUGACGUACGUCUGCAAAAGAACGAUGAGAUGUUGUUCUUCAAAGGAGAGCAAAUCCAAUCAACGGAAACAAUUGGAGGAAACGGCAGAGUCCCAUUAUGAAGAGCUGGAAGAUCUUCACACAAAUACAGAUAUAUCGACCGUUUAUAACAGCUUAAAUAUGGCAGGCCCUUGUUCCUCCCUCAAGGGCUCAAUUUCAUGUUCGGAAUCAUCAAAUUUUAACGAAAGUGGAAAGAGUGCGAAUUACUCAUAUGAUGACAUAGCUAAUGUAAAAGGUGUCUCUUAAACUGAAAUUGAUAUAGUAUCAAACUGCAAAGAAAAGCUAAAUAAUUUUAUUAUCAUGUGGUAUUGAAAAGAUUACACUGUUGUAUUUUUCUUAAUUCCAUAUCCUGGUAGAGGUUACAUUUGUGUCAACAUCUUCGCUAGUCAAGGGUUUCUGAUACGCUACUCUCCUCAUGAACCCUUGGCAUAUGGUGUUGAUAGAAGAUGGGUUUUUUUCUCCAUUUCUGAUUGGGAUUCGGUACAUCCGGUCGACCAAUCAGCAAUUUUUUUUCGUAAAUGCCGAUAUUUGCGUUCGGGAUACUUAUUGACUCUUUAAUCUCGAGAAUGAAAAAAUGCAAGUAAACAACGAUCCGUAAGAUAACAUGCAAUAAUAUGAAUACAUGUAGCUACAGUGUCAUCCAGUAUAUUGAAGUUCGGAUUUGUACCAUAAAUAAUAAGUAAGCAUAACUCAAUUAUUACUUAUUAAUUAUUCUAGAAAAAAAACUUUGAUUUAAUAUUUUUUAAACACACGUCGAUGACGCUAACUGUGCCUACCUUCAAGAUCACAUGACGAAAACAAUUCCGUCAUUUGACUUCACCGUAUGCCAAGAAUUCAUGAGGAGAGUAGCGUAUCAGAAACCCUUGGCUAGCGAAGAUGCUGUGUCAAGAACUGAAGUUAUUUAUUUAUUAUUUAAUUUUCUUUUUAUCUGAGUUCAUAAAUUUACUUUAGCAAUUUUUAAACUUUUUUUUCAUUUCUAGAAAUUUUUUUUAUCAGGAAAAUGUCCAUUUUUAGCAUAUUUGAUCCUUUUAUUCCCGACUCACUUGAAAUCAAUAAGGAAAUUGAGUGUAUUUCCGGAUCUAAUUAAAAUUCACGUUUUUAUUUCAAAAACCUAUUUAAUUUAGCACCACCCUUAUCCUUUGACUUAAUGGAUUUUUUUUUCCUUUUUUUCUAUUUGUGCAGAAAAUUACAAAUUUAUUUGAACAAAUCUCUUGAAAUUAGGAAAUUGUUCCAAUGUUGACAGUUUUGAAAUACUUAAAUUAAUUUCCAGACAUAAGUACCAUAUCAUUAUAAUUUUAUUGAAUUAAAAAUCAUAAUUCUAUAAUGACAAUAUUGUCGUUUCCGCGAUUCUUCAUAGAUAACCCUUUUAUCAGGAAACCUUACUUUUUAUCAUUAUUUUAAAUUGAUAAUAAAAAUAAUCAUAGAACACUAAAUGAACUUUGUUUCAAAACAAGUUUAUUUUUCAAAUUUGCAGUUUUAUAAUUUUAAAUUUGUUUGUUUUCUAACAGUAACUUAUUUAUUUUAUUCAUAUAAAGAUUAGAGUUGUAUAUUAUUGAUCAUUGAUAUGUAGCUGAAAUACAUGUAGAGGACAAUUGUACAAAAAAUCUUUUUUAAAGAAAUGAUCCACCUUUCCGGUAUUUCUCUUGAAACCACACAUUGAGGAGAAAAUUGACUGACCAGCAGUGCAAAUAUUGCCCAAGAGUCACAAAAUAAAACGCUGAUCCCUAAAUCUCCAUAUGAGUGAAAUAUUCUCAAUUGGGACAUAAAUCAAAAAGGAAACAACAAAAAACACACACAGGCUUAAUUAAGCGGGUUGGUCGUUCUUCUCUAAUCAUGCUAAUGGAAAUAACAAUACGCUCAUAAAAAAAUUUACUUUCAAAAAAAUUCUAAGGUGGAAUAGAACAUGAAGAUGAAAUAAAUAUUCAUUAAUCUAUGACUAAGUAUUAUAGUUCAUCGGUGAUAGAAAAUGGUAACCCUUCUUGAAGUUAGUAUUUUCAUUGAAAUGACAAUAGCAUCAAAAGGCAAACUCAGUACACACCGAUAUUUAUCAAACAAAAAAGUAACGGUGAAAUAUUGAUCGCAUAUGUUAUGUUUCCAUUGUGUACAGCUUAUUGAUAUUCUAUUAUAUCUUUCAUUUUAUUUCUUACAUCUUUGUUUAUAAUACAAAUAUUCUCAGACUGAUUAUUGAAAUGAUU